Messenger RNA from Erythranthe guttata (spotted monkey flower), 794 nucleotides. NCBI's taxonomy places the organism in Eukaryota, Viridiplantae, Streptophyta, Magnoliopsida, Lamiales, Phrymaceae. The record is from RefSeq and is a predicted model, not a curated record.
AAACAUAACAAGUCGUAUAUUCUUGUGGAACAGUUUUUAACACGCACCGCAUGGUGGGCAAUUCCUCUAAUAUGGCUACCGGUUGUAUAUUGCUUUGUCUCGUCAUCUGUAAAAAUCGGAGUUCCCCCUUAUCAUCUUGCAACUGCUAUGAUAGUUGGUAUCUUCAUUUGGACAUUGCUCGAGUACUCUUUGCAUCGGUUUCUUUUCCACAUGAAAACAACUGGAUACUGGGGUAACACGGCUCACUAUCUUCUUCACGGAUGCCAUCACAAGCACCCAAUGGACGGGCUUCGAUUGGUUUUCCCACCUGCUGCAGCGGCAAUUUUAGCCUUUCCACUGUGGAAUCUGGUCAAGAUUCUAGCACCUGCACAGUACGCCCCUGCUAUGUUUGGUGGCGGCUUGUUGGGAUAUGUCAUGUACGAUUGCACACAUUACUACCUGCACCAUGGCAAACCGUUGAAGGGUGUAUCUCAUCAGCUCAAGAGAAACCACAUGGACCAUCACUUCAGAAUUCAAGAUAAGGGAUAUGGAAUCACUUCAAAUUUCUGGGACUGGGUGUUUGGAACAACACUUCCUAAAAAAUCUGCCAAGAAAAGUAGCUGACUUUUGUUUGUAUAAAGGGAUUUUAGAAUGAAAUUUGAUGGUUUAUAGUAGCAUCUAAUUUUCUUUAGAUGUAUGUACAUUUCAUUUCCACUUUUUUUUUUUGGUUUUAUUUAGUAAAGUUGUUUUUAUUUCCUGGAAUUGUAUAUUAAGGGAAGGAUACUUUAUCCACUCCAAAAUAUUCCAAUUUUUUU